UCCAGCGCGGGGUGUGCAUAGCUUCAGUUAUCAGUUGGCAAGGCUUUUCUAUCUAGAUACACGUCACGGGGCCGGGCUCUCUCCUCAGGAAGUACCUUUGAACAGAGCCUUCAAAACUCCCAAAUGAUGUGGACUGUUCGAAUUUGGGACCCGGACCGUGCGGCUGGUCUCAUGGGUGUUAGGUUUUAGACCUAACAUUAAAUUUUAGCGACAACACUUUUCCGACUUCAGCUACAGUGCUAGCUAAGUCUGGAAAACCGAAUAACAAAACAAUUAGCGAAGCUUUCCAUUUCAGAAACUGUUUUAUUUAGGGUGCUUUUCUAAAUCAGAUUAUUAUUUUAAAAAGAAGUAUAAUUAAGAGUUAGAAUCGGACUGAAAAUAAACUGCCAAAGAUAACAAUAACUACCUUUAAAUAUGGAGAAGACUGAAACCACGUCCAAUAAGAGCGCCUCUUUUGUGGGAUACUUCAGGACGACCGGGUUUCUUAUUUACCUUUGCCAUGGAUUGUCUACGUGGGUAAGCUCAGACCGCAGCUUUCCUCAUUUCUGUUUUGCUCCCAUCAUAUGGUAACUGGGAGAUAGGAUGUGGCACUUUGCUGUGUCAGUGUUUUUGGUGGAGCUAUAUGGCAACAGCCUGCUUCUGACUGCUGUCUAUGGACUGGUCGUGGCAGGAUCUGUCCUAUUGCUUGGAGCUAUCAUUGGUGACUGGGUGGACAGAACCCCCAGGCUUAAAGUUGCCCAAACAUCCUUGAUUGUUCAGAAUGUCUCGGUCAUCAUUUGUGGUGUCAUCCUGAUGGUGGUUUUCCUGUUUAAAUCUCCUCUUAGCACCAUGUUCCAUGGAUGGUUACUUACGGCCUGCUACAUAUUUGUCAUUACCAUUGCCAACAUUGCAAAUCUAGCAAGUACAGCUACGGGAAUCACAAUUCAGAGAGACUGGGUUGUUGUUGUUGCAGGUGAAGACAGAAGCAGAUUGGCAGAUAUGAACGCUACGGUUCGCAGAAUUGACCAGGUGACAAAUAUUUUGGCUCCAAUGGCAGUUGGACAAAUAAUGACCUUUGGCUCCCCUGUAAUUGGCUGCGGUUUUAUCUCUGGUUGGAAUCUCUGUUCCAUGUGCCUUGAAUAUUAUCUGUUAAGGAAAAUUUACCAAAGAACACCUGCACUGGCCAUCAAAGCAGGACAGAAGGUGGCUGACCAGGAAAUGAAACCACUGAACAAACAAAAAGAUAUUGAGUGUGGCCAAACAAAGCAAGAUGAAAAAUCAGGGUUAGUCUGUCCAGAAGGUGCUCAACUGAUGAAAGUGAAGACACUGGAACAAGAAAAAGAGCAACGUUGUGGUGAUAAAGUUCUUGAGCCUUUCUACACAUUAAGGGAUGGGUGGGUAGCCUAUUACAACCAAAAUGUAUUCUGGGCUGGCUUGGGCCUCGCAUUCCUCUACAUGACAGUGCUUGGUUUUGACUGUAUCACAACUGGAUAUGCCUACACCCAAGGUUUGAGUGGAUUUUUACUUAGUCUGCUGAUGGGGGCCUCUGCUAUCUCUGGAAUCAUGGGAACUAUAGCAUUCACAUGGUUUCGCCGAAAAUGUGGCCUGAUCCAAACAGGCUUCAUCUCCGGUGUGGCUCAGUUUUCAUGUCUGCUUUUGUGUGUCGUUUCCGUCUUCAUGCCUGGAAGCCCUUUAGAUUUAUCUGUAUCACCUUUCGAUAACUUCGCCAGCAAAUAUUUGGAUAUGAAUACCUUGAUGGAACCUGCUCUAACAACUGCAGAACCUCAGCUAGUCACUACAGUCGGAUUUACCAACUCAACAACUGAAUCCCCAAGAGAUGAGCAAUUUCAACCAGAAUCUUACAUCUCUGUGAGCUUGCUCUUUGCUGGUAUCAUUGCUGCAAGAGUUGGGCUUUGGUCCUUUGAUUUAACAGUCACACAGCUCAUUCAAGAAAACGUGGAUGAAUCAGAACGGGGAAUCAUAAAUGGCGUACAGGAUUCUAUGAAUUAUCUUCUAGACCUGGUGCAUUUUAUUAUGGUAAUAUUAGCUCCAAAUCCAGAAGCAUUUGGCGUUCUUGUAAUCAUUUCGACUUCCUUUGUUGCUAUGGGGCACUUGAUGUAUUUCAGAUUUGCAUACAAAUUGUUAGGAAGACAGCUGUUUGCAUGUACCUCCAAAGACCCAGCAAUUCAGACCAGCAAUCACAAAAUAACUGACUGUGUGGCAGUUAGCACUUGAGUAAUAAUUAGAAAAAAUAUCCCUCAUUUUGACAUAUGCUUUAUAACUAUUAGGCUUAUAUUUUCAGGAUAUCUACUUCUGUAGUAGUUUAGACAUCACACGUAAUGUACAGAAUCCUACAAUGGCCAGGUUUUCCUUAGUUUCUGUAUAUUCUGUUACUAUAGAAAGAAAAAGUUUGCAAAUACAGCAGAAAUAGGUAUCUUCUAUGGCAUGACCUUUAUCGCACUGGGGUUAAUUUGCGGUCUCAGUAGUGAACAGCUAACUGGGAAAUGUGCCACUAUGUGUCGGGUUUAAAUGUACAUAUUACAUGAUUUGUAUUCAUCUUAACUAGAGUGAAAUAUGUCAAGUGAGAUGUCAUUUGGGUUAACCGUUUAACAUGGUUUCAUAAAUCUGGUAAAGGGUAUAUGAUCGUUUUAACAUUUAUAUGCAUAUUUGACUUCUACCUUCUUGGUUCUAAUAUCAUUAAAAAAAUGUUUGCUAAAGUGCCAAUAAUGUUUUUCAAAGUAAUGGGUGGUUUAAUACGCCAAAAAUGAAAAAUAUUAUAAUUUAAAGGGAGCAAUAAAUAUUCCCAACUAAAUUACGUCUUGAUAUUAAACAUAGAAGAUAUCCUGAAUUAACUGAGUGAUUUGCCGAGAGUUUUUGGGUGUGCAGAAAAUGUGAAUGUUGCAGCGAACAUUGCUAUGCUAGAGUUGAAAACCUUAAGCUAACAAAUGAGUUUAAUAUCAAUUUGUAACACUGCUCUUUCUCAUGUUGAUGUAAAGAUAGAACAAGUGGAUUCCCAUACCUUCAAAAUGGAUUUCUUUUUAACCAAAAUGCUUGAGACAUUUUUAUGUCAUAUUAUAAAAGCAAAAUACUGCAGCUGCUGGAAAUCUGAAACAAGAACAGAAAAUGCUGGAAAAACUCAGCAGGUCUAGCAGCAUCUGUGGAGAGAGAAACAGAGUUAACGUUUCAGUCUGAAGAAGGGUCAUACAGACUUAAAAUGUUAACUCUGUUUCUCUCUCUACAGAUGCUGCCAGACCUGCAGAGUCUUUCCAACAUUUUCUGUUUUUGUUUUAUGACAUAUUACUCCAUUCAAACUAAAUUCCAUAGUGCAUUUGGAAAAUGAGUAAUUUUUAAAUGAGAAAUCAUUAAUUUUCAGGUAUUGAUCUAACCCACUAGAAUCUGGGUGGUGAUAAUCACAGGGAGGGAGAAUUGCAGUGGUUGCUAUGUAUGUUGACAUUAUCACUACGUUCAAGAGGGUUUCCGCUGGUCAUUGCUUCAAGCAAAAUUAAAAAUAUAGUUGAAAAAAAAUUUCACCAAGCAUGGCGAUUAGAGUAAUAUCUUUCACCUAAUUAUGUGCAGGGAAGGUGGUCUUGUUCCCUAGCAUAUUACCCAGCAGCCUAACACAAGUUUGAGAUCCCUAUGCUCAAAAUAAUUAAAUGGAAGGCAGUACAUUUUUCAUUGCUAUGAUAGUCCUUAUUUGAAAGUUGACAUUAUAGCGUUGGUGCAGGUGAAUCAUUUGCUAGAUGCAGCUCCUGGACACCUAUCCUGUGCUACAGUGAGACCAACUGAAAAUCUGUUAAGUACAGUUCCAGCUGCUGUGAUUUCUGAACAAUAAUGAGAAAUGAAUCAUAGACUGGGUAUAGAUUUGAAUUUAAAUUCCUAAAAUUCCCAAGUUUUUUUAUAAGUACAGAUUCAGAAAAUUUUUUUAUAGUCAAUAUUUAUGAGUUGUACUAGAAUUUGAAAUUAAAUUCCUGGAUUGUUAAAAGAGGUGUGUUAACCAAUGCUUUAAAAUAUAUUCAUACCUUUACCACUUUCUUGGAUGAAAAUUGGAACUUUUUGAAAAUUAUACAUGUACUAAACACUCCAAAGCCACAGUUUCUGAAAUUAAAAGCACUGCUAAAUAAAAAAGUUGCUAAAAUAA
Messenger RNA from Carcharodon carcharias (great white shark), 4117 nucleotides. RefSeq names its product solute carrier family 40 member 1 (gene slc40a1). The record is from RefSeq and is a predicted model, not a curated record. Gene Ontology annotation, molecular function: peptide hormone binding; iron ion transmembrane transporter activity. Lineage: Eukaryota; Metazoa; Chordata; Chondrichthyes; Lamniformes; Lamnidae. Gene Ontology annotation, cellular component: basolateral plasma membrane. The coding region runs from base 583 to 2214 and encodes 543 amino acids. The transcript is spliced from 8 exons. Gene Ontology annotation, biological process: iron ion transmembrane transport.